Messenger RNA from Prunus armeniaca (apricot), 417 nucleotides. The record is from the annotation of a GenBank genome assembly. Lineage: Eukaryota; Viridiplantae; Streptophyta; Magnoliopsida; Rosales; Rosaceae.
AUGGUGCAUGAAGCUUGGAGGAUGGCGAAUAAGAAGCGUCUGUUAGUUAUGAAGAAGACUAUUUCAGAAGAUAUUUUUGGUGGAGUUGAAGAAACAGAAAGUGCCAAGCAGUUUAUGGAAUCCAUUGAAAGGAAGUUAAAGGAACCUAACAAGGAUGAAAUGAUGAACCUCUUGUCUAGACUACCUAAUACGAAGUAUGAAGGAGGAAGCGUGAGAGAUCUCAUGGGACUUGUGGAUAUUGCUACCAAAUUGAACAGGCUGAAAAUACCUAUUGAUCUGACUUAUCUAAUGAAAUUCACCUACAACACCUUGAAGGAGGGUUGGGCAAUGGAUGACUUGAUUACAAUAGCUGUUCUUGAGGAGAAUAGGACAAAAGCUUAUGGUAGUGUUGUUAACAUGGUCACUGCCAAGAAGUAG